AACAUUAUCAAUGUCAACAGUUUGUAACCUAUCAUUUUAAAGUAAUUCAAUAGAUUUAAAAUCAAAUCCAUACUGAUCGACCUUGCUCAAAAGUUUUCAUGAUCGACACAAUCAAAUGCUUUAGAGAGAUCACAAAAUACUUCGAGACAUCCUAUGUGUUCUCCUACGCAUUGUAAAUUUGUAAAUCUACCGCGCCCCACUUUGUAGUACUUUUUCCGGUCUUGAAGUCUUAUUGAACUGCGGAAAAGAAUGGGUCUUAAAAUGAUCUAACAUUUGAUCGAGCAUUAUUUUUCUACCUUGCUCACUAAGUAUUAAGUAUCUACUUGUCAAAAACUAAACCACCAACGUGUCACUCGGUGUCACGGACGGUUUUUUCACCAACAGACAACAGCUAUCUACUAGUAGUACAUAGGUUCAAUCAAGUAUAUAUCGAGUUGGAAUAAUAAUCCUAUAAUCACUGUACCUACACUUUAUGUAAAAUUCUAAACUCUAUGCUAUUUACAGUAAAUUAAAAAAUAUGAGUUGAAAACAAAAAUAAAUUUGAAUUUUUUGAAAUCACUAGGUACCUAUACCUAGUGUAUACAUACCUUUAGUUAGGCCUAUGUACGUAGCUGUGGUACCUACCUAGGUAUCACUUUACAAAAUGAAAGUAACAUUUUCUAUGUUCUGGAAUAUUGUUUGUGUUCGUUCUUGUGAACGCACUGGCGGAUAGUUAAAGUUUAGUUUGUUGUGCAAUUAAAUUAGUGAAAUAUAAAAAAAACCCGCUAUUACUUACUUUUUGAUAACCAGUAAUUAUCAGUUGUUUUGUUUCUUAUCAGUAUAAUUAAGUAAUGUAAAAUAAAAGUAACAUUUUCUAUGUUGUGGAAUAUUGUUUGUGUUCGUUCUUGUGAACGCACUUGCGGAUAGUUAAAGUUUAGUUUGUUGUGCAAUUACAUUAGUGAAAUAUAUUAAAAAAACCGCUAUUACCUACUUUUUGAUAACCAGUAAUUUAUCAGUUGUUUUGUUUCUUAUCAGUAGUCCUUGGGAUACUAGAUUAUUGUUAAUCAAUCAAAAUGAGCUCUGUUGAUAGGAUAAUAGAAUAUCAGAAAGGUUGCAUUCAAAUAGUGCAGUACAACAAUCCGAAAAAGAAGAAUGCAUUUGACUUAGUUAUGUAUAACAAAGUAUCGGAAAUAUUGAGUAAAGCUGCUGAGGAUAGCAGUAUAUCUGCUGUAGUGCUUACAGGAACCGGCGAUUUCUACAGUAGUGGCAAUGAUCUAUCGAACAUUGUGAAUGGUGACAUGAUGGACUUGAUGAAUGCUUUAAGAAAAUUCAUAAGAGCUUUCAUACUGUUUCCUAAAACUCUAAUUGCUAUUGUUAAUGGUCCUGCAAUUGGUAUUGCUGCCACAACCCUUGCUUUGUGUGAUCUAGUUUUUGCAUCAGUAAAUUCCUACUUUUAUACACCAUUUGUACAAUUAGGAGUUGUGCCGGAGGGUUGUUCCUCUGUGACAUUUCCAAGAUUAUUGGGAGAUAGAAAGGCAUUAGAAAUGUUACUGUUCAAUCACAAAAUGGAUGCAAAAGAAGCUCUUGAAUGUGGCUUUGUGAAUUCUAUUUAUGGACCUGAAGAACUACAAGAGAAAGUUUGGAAUACAAUUAAUAAAGUUUCAGAAUUAUCUCCCCAUUUAAUUUCAAGUUCGAAAAAACUAAUAAGAUAUAAUAUUCAAGAGCAAUUACUGGAGAUAAAUGACAUAGAAUUAGAAGAGAUAAUAAGAAUUAGAAGUGGGGGGAAAUUAGGCAUUGGAUCAUUUAAAAGCAGACUUUAGCAAGCAGCACUUAGCAGCAGGUAUAUAGGCAUUAUAUUACUGACAUGAAGAAAGAAGAGACAGAUAAUAUGUGUAACAGCUUGUUGAACAACUUUCUCCUAUGAGUUAUUCUCCAGAGAUUAUACUUUUGUGGUGGUUAUGAGAUGACUAACUAUAUACCUAGGUACUUAAUAUGAGAUCUAAAUGUUUAAAAUAAGAUUUUAUUUUUAUUUUUGGAAUUGGGAUAGGUAUAUAAGACUAUUUGUAUUUAGGGCUCCAUAUCUCAAAUGGAAAUAACGGAAACACAUUUUAUAACUUUCUUGAUUCUAAAUCAUUAAUAAAAUUUAUCUCAAUAAUGGCACUUUGCCUGGAAUAUAGUUUUAGGACAAACAUCGUUUUUUAAUGUCGUAGUUCCAGAAUCAUUUUGCAUUCAACAUGUGAAAAAAGUCAUGCCCGAGCUUUAAAUUGUUGGGGAGUUCUCUCGUCGGGAGCCGAUCCUUGUAAAAUGCCUGAUAAUGCAUAUGCAAUGCAUACAAUGCAUAAUUAUGAUGAGCAUGCAACGUACUCGAAAUCCGCCCUUGCAAAUUAUGCGAAGAGCCUGUAAGUUAGGAAGAUAAGCAAGGUCGCUGCAGAUUGUAUGCUACAGACUGCAAAGUCGCUGCACAUUGCAAAUUUGUUCGGAACCCUCGGUGCGCGAGUUCAACUCGCACUUGACAGUUUAUUCAUUUUAACCAAGCUGAACUCUCAAUGAUUUAGUUUGUACUCAAAUUUACUAAUUUGAGUACAAACUAAAUCAAAAAAGUUUAUGUAAAUACACAAGCUAGGGCUUUGUAGGUAUGUAACAUUCAAUCCUGUAACACUCAUAAUAACAGAAAAGUUUCACUUUAUUGACUGUGGGUAACUUUGUAAAUGUGCAAUACAUUUUUUUAUUAUUCA
Messenger RNA from Plodia interpunctella (Indianmeal moth), 2714 nucleotides. RefSeq names its product Dodecenoyl-CoA delta-isomerase (gene Dci). The transcript is spliced from 3 exons. The record is from RefSeq and is a predicted model, not a curated record. The coding region runs from base 1053 to 1799 and encodes 248 amino acids. NCBI's taxonomy places the organism in Eukaryota, Metazoa, Arthropoda, Insecta, Lepidoptera, Pyralidae.